AUGACCCGGGCAGUCCCGCACAUUGUCGGCAAUUUUCACUCACUGGUCUAUAUACGCGUGCCCGUAGAUGACGAAACACUGGUAUACGCCAGGAAGGCGGCCAACUUGCUCAGGAGACUUAACUGCAGGGCCAAAUUAGACGACUGCAUACCCGCCAGGACUCAAGAAAACUCGGACAGUGACGACACGGAUGAGGAGGGUGCGAACCAAGGCAACGCCCAUACGAAAAAGCUACCAGAACAUCUCCACCUAUCACUCUGCAAGCCCGUAUACCUAAAGCGGCAAUUCAUCAAGCCGUUCACCGACCGGCUCGAGGAGGCCUUGAGGAACCACCACGAUAUUAAUGAACGCAGAUUCUACCUGCUGCUCGACACGAAUAUCGCAAUAUGCGCAAACGAAGAGCAUAACAGCUACUUCGCGGUUCUGCCGGUGGAGGCGCAAUGCCGCAAAAGAUCGGUACUUGGCACCUUAAUGCGCUCAUCCAACAUGCAGGUCGUACCUCUGAUCGACGCAGUGGACAGCGUUGUGGAACUGUUCGGCUAUGACCGGUAUUAUGAGCAGAGGCAGCCCCAUGUCUCGCUGGCGAAUAUAUGCCAGCAGAAUCUUAAGCACGUGAUGCAACGUUUAUAUGCGGGGCAUGAAGACGGUGACGGAGACCUGUAUUCAUCUCAUCACUGGAGGCAGGCGGAGCGCUUUUUAAACGACGCCCAGGCAGCGGAUGAUGCGCAGGCGCGGGAUGGCGGUGCAACGGAAAACGAUGCUACGGGUACCAAUGGGCAUAGCAUCGACAACCGUGAUGUAGUCGCUUCACACGACUGCGAAGGCACAAAAGAAGUGCGCUAUACCUUUUACCAUGGUGAUCUCCUAACGCAUGUUGGCGACGACGGCCCUGCGAAUCCUGAACCGUUGUGCGUAUAUGUCGAAGAUAUUCAUGUGCAAGUUGGAUCGCAAACUACAGUUAUAAAACUGUCGAAAUCAAUAAUAUAG
Molecule: messenger RNA, 987 nt
Organism: Babesia bigemina
Lineage: Eukaryota; Apicomplexa; Aconoidasida; Piroplasmida; Babesiidae
Exons: 4
Coding region: 1-987 (328 amino acids)
Biological process (GO): U6 snRNA 3'-end processing
Cellular component (GO): nucleus
Molecular function (GO): 3'-5'-RNA exonuclease activity
Source: RefSeq, a predicted model, not a curated record